AUGAGUAAUUUUUUUGUGGAAAAUGAAGAAGGUGUAUUUGUAGAAGAGGAGGAGGUCAUACUUGAAAAGGAGGGUGUUGUAUAUGAGGAAAGUGAAAGUAUAGAGGAAAACAAAAGUGUAGAGUUUGAAGAAAACGAAAGUGUAGGGUUUGAGGAAAACAAAAGUGUAGGGUUUGAGGAAAACAAAAGUGUAGAGUUUGAGGAAAAAGAAGCCACGUUUGAAGAAAAUGGAAACACUAUGCUUGAGGAAAACGGAGAGGCUUGGUAUUGA
Messenger RNA from Dentiscutata erythropus, 270 nucleotides. The record is from the annotation of a GenBank genome assembly. Lineage: Eukaryota; Fungi; Glomeromycota; Glomeromycetes; Diversisporales; Gigasporaceae.